This is a messenger RNA of Gorilla gorilla gorilla (western lowland gorilla), 3398 nucleotides long. RefSeq names its product polypeptide N-acetylgalactosaminyltransferase 9 (gene GALNT9). Gene Ontology annotation, biological process: protein O-linked glycosylation. Lineage: Eukaryota; Metazoa; Chordata; Mammalia; Primates; Hominidae. The coding region runs from base 1635 to 2663 and encodes 342 amino acids. Gene Ontology annotation, cellular component: Golgi apparatus. The record is from RefSeq and is a predicted model, not a curated record. Gene Ontology annotation, molecular function: polypeptide N-acetylgalactosaminyltransferase activity. The transcript has 6 exons.
GCGACAGAAACUCUGUCCUGCGGAGCUGAGCCGUGGGGAGGGACAGGCAGAGAUGGGGACGGAUAGCAGGCGGCGCCAUACUGAGGGGUGUGAGCCUCCGGUCCGGACGCCCAGCCACGGAGCAAGGACGGCGGCUCUAAACAGGACGGAGGGAGAGGACUCACCCUGAAGACUUGAUGGUGACAUUUGGGGUUUAUUUUUACUUUUUAUGUUUUCAGACAGGGUCUCACUCUUUUACCCAGGUUGGAGAGCGUUACGUGAUCUUGGCUCACUGCAGCCUCAACCUCCCGGGCUCAGGUGAUCCUCCCGCCUCAGCCUCCCAAGCAGCUGGGACCGCAGGCAUGCACCACCACACCUGGCUAAUUUUGUUUUUUUCUGUGGAGGUGGGGUCUCACUAUGUUGCUCAGGCUCGCUGGUUUUUUUAAUGGACAAAUAGGAUUGUCCCCGUUCACGGGGUAUGGCAUGCCACGCUCAGGUCAGCCGCCAUCUCCACAUUUGCCAUUUCCUUGUGUGGGGGCUCGGCUCCUCCUCCCAGUUGCCGGCUGGGUCACGGUCAGGUCCACGGUCCUCCCUCAGCGGCACCAGCACUGGCUCCUCUCUGCCUGUGGUUUUGGUCCUUUUUUUUUUUUUUUUUUGAGACGGAGUCUCACUCUGUCUCCCAGGCUGGAGUGCAGUGGUGUGAUCUCAGCUCACUGCCACCUCUGCCUCCCGGGUUCAAGAGAUUCUCAUGUUUCAGCCUCCUGAGUAACUGGGACUACAGGCAUCUGCCACCACGCCCAGCUAAUUUUUGUAUUUUUAGUAGACAUGGGGUUUCAUCAUGUUGGCCAGGCUGGUCUCGAACUCCUGGCCUCAAGUGAUCCACCCACCUCGGCCUCCCAAAGUGCUGGAAUUACAAGUGUGGGGCCCCUGUGCCCGGCUGGUUUUGUGCCUUUAACUAAUCUCUCUGGCACUGGAGCUUUGAAGGCCGGAGGCAGUGGAGCAUGCAGAGACCUGGGAAGGGCGCCCGGCGUGGGCACCACCUGUGCCAAGGCCCUGAGGGGUGCGCGUGGGGGUGCUGGGAAGGCCAAGGUGCUUCGAACCCAGGGGGUGGGCAAGGCAGGCGUCAGGAGCCCUGGGGGGCUUCGUGUUCCCCGGCGUGAGGCCCGAGGACAGGAUUCUGUGGUGGGUGGGGGGACCGAGUCCCCGUGGCCUCUGUGCUGGGGGUAGACAAGGAGGCUGAAGCUGCUGGAGGUCGUCCCAGAGGCCGGUGUGCCAGGCGCUUCUGAAGACGGGUGGGCAGACGAUGGAGGACGAGGCUCUGUCCCGCCCCUGCAGAGCCUCCUUCGUUCCGGCCCCUUCCAGCGAAGGGCCGGGCUCCGAGGCUCCUCCCCCUGCGCGGCCCCGCCCCCCUCCUCACGAAACCUGGGUGGUCUCAGGUUGGGGUGGGAGACAUCCGCGGAGUGGGAGGGCGGUGGGCGGGAUUCACCAGCGAGGCCCCUUCCCGCUGCGAGCAGAAGUCCCGACCCUAGUCUCGAAGGCAGAAAGGAAGCCCCGGCUCGGGGGGCUGGAAAACCCCAGGCUUUUCUCGGGCAGGCUGUCCCACAGCAGAGACGACAGACAGAAACCCAGAAACCACCUGCCACGAUGUGAACCUGAUGCAGAAACGCGGUUCGCUCGCUCGGGAUGCAAAGGCCAACUUCAGCCCGGCGCGGCGGCGGCGCGGACUCCAGCAUCCCGGGGAAGGAGCGGGACCCCUGUGGGUGACGUGGGACUACGGGGCGGGGGUGUCCCCGGCUGGGCUGAGCAGCGAGGAGGCUCUGGGUUGCCGGACCGGGGUCAGGGAGCCUGGCGUUAGCUGCGUGCUGUGCAGUCAUCUCGGCGAGGAGGGAGCGGCUCCCUCCUGCCCCGGACUCCGGAUCUGUCCUGCGGUGGGCGGUGUCGGAGCGGCCGUGUGGCAGUGUGGUGGCAGCAUGGAGGUGCUGCCCUGCUCCCGCGUGGCCCACAUCGAGCGCACCAGGAAGCCCUACAACAACGACAUUGACUACUACGCCAAGCGCAACGCCCUGCGCGCCGCCGAGGUGUGGAUGGAUGACUUCAAGUCCCACGUGUACAUGGCCUGGAACAUCCCCAUGACGAACCCAGGGGUGGACUUCGGGGACGUGUCUGAGAGGCUGGCCCUGCGUCAGAGGCUGAAGUGUCGCAGCUUCAAGUGGUACCUGGAGAACGUGUACCCGGAGAUGAGGAUCUACAACAACACCCUCACGUACGGAGAGGUGAGAAACAGCAAAGCCAGUGGCUACUGUCUGGACCAGGGAGCUGAGGACGGCGACCGGGCAAUCCUCUACCCCUGCCACGGGAUGUCCUCCCAGCUGGUGCGGUACAGCGCUGACGGCCUGCUGCAGCUGGGGCCUCUGGGCUCCACAGCCUUCUUGCCUGACUCCAAGUGUCUGGUGGAUGACGGCAGGGGCCGCAUGCCCACCCUGAAGAAGUGUGAGGAUGUGGCGCGGCCAACACAGCGGCUGUGGGACUUCACCCAGAGUGGCCCCAUUGUGAGCCGGGCCACGGGCCGCUGCCUGGAGGUGGAGAUGUCCAAAGAUGCCAACUUCGGGCUCCGGCUGGUGGUGCAGAGGUGCUCGGGGCAGAAGUGGAUGAUCAGAAACUGGAUCAAACAUGCACGGCACUGACCCCACCUCCGCUCAGACCCCCACAGACCUCGGGAAGGCGCUGGGCUGAGCCAGUGUGGCUGAGUGACCGGGGUGUGCCCGGCAGACACAGCAGGACAGGGCUCUAUGUGCGGCCAGGACAGCAGAGGCCGAGGGGCCGGGGUGUGGCUGAGUGACCAGGGUAUCACCCACUGCAUCUGGAGUACAGCUUCUCCUAGGACAGGCGGCUCUACCCGAGGGAGGGUGUCUGGGGACAGUGAUGCCAACUCAAACACGUGCCUUCUCCACGGUAUCUCCUGGCCAGGCUGCUGGGACAGCCGCCGCCUCUGCAUGUACCACAGCCCCCCACGCCCCAUAGGGAGGCCAAGCCCCGGACCACGCACCAGGCUGCACCCUGGCGUCUUCCACCCGCAGGCCUCCCAUGCUCCAAGCAGCCUCCCCCAGCACUUGCGGCUGCUCAGCCCUCCAACCAAGACCUAAGUCACACAUCAUAAUGCAGCUCCUUGUGGUCUGGUAAGAGGGGUGCUGGAGGACAUGGACGGCGACAAACCUGAGGCCGUGUCUAGGAGGCUGGCACGACUGCUUCAGCAGAGACCAAAUAAAGAGAGGAUUAGGCAGCAGCGCUGUGUGUGUCUUCCUGGGAGCUGAGCUGGGGGUUGGGGCCUGGUCCCACCUCUUUCCCAGGCACCUGGGCCCUGCCGCAGCCCAGCCCCUCGCCUGUUUUAAUAAAUACCGUUUUAUUGGCACCCAGCCACA